AUGGCCUCGAGUCAGUAUGCGCCCGCCGGCGGGGCGGUUGCUGUCCCGCCAUGGAAUACCGCCUGGCUGUCGCAGCGCGACGCUGCUAUUUCCAUCCCCAUCAACUUCGUCACCCGCCCUGCCGUCUCCCUAACCGAGGCUUGCUUCUCCAAAAACUCCUACCUUGAUGGCCCGGCCGGCACGUGCCUGUCAAACCUCCUAGCCACCGGCUAUCGUUCCAUCAUCGUCGACGCCUAUUGGGACGAGAGCAGAGCCGUGUGGAGCCUGUGCCCAGCUGCUAUCCCAGAGGCCGCCGCCAAUGAUGACGAUAGCACCGUCCAAGUCGUCACCUCGACCUCGCAGGCCCAGCUGUCGUCGGCGCGCAUGACUGGCAAGGCUCAUCGUCAAGCCCGCCAGACCGCUUCAGGGGGUAGUGACAGCAGCAGCCAUCAGCCAGCCACGCUGGCUGCGCCACCGGCCACCGGCCGGAGCACGGCCAGCUCGGCCAGCCCAGCAGCCCUGACCACCGCGUCCCUUGCAUCGGGCGUUGCAGCAGAGGCCACCGCCGCCGCCGCCGAUUCCAACCGUAAAUCCGUCUUGCACAUUGGCCCCUACACCUGCUCUUCCGGGCUGAGCGUAUCGUUCAUUGCCAAUCUCAUCGCCGAUUACCUCGACGCCACCUCUGACACCCUGGCUGCCUCCGUCCUAUUUUUGACCAUCAACGUCCACGCCGCGUCGCCGUCGCGUUCUCCCACGCGACCUGCCUUGGCGCCUGCCAGCUCAGCAGUGCCCACCGCUAACAGCACGCUCAGCAACCUGCUUGAAAACGCCCUGUCGGCGUAUCUGUACACCCCAACCCUACUUCGGGAAGAUCGCGAGAAUCUCAACAGUUCGUGGUAUGCCUACAACGUGGGCCAAGGCAGUCGGCCGAAUGAAUCGUAUUUCUCCACGACGCUGAAUGCGGAUGAGACCGUCUCCACUGCCGACGGUUGGCCAAGCGAAGGGUACCUCUUGUUUGGGCCCAACCACGAUCGCGUGUUGGCUUCUUUCGGACGGAUCGACCCGCAGAUGGAAGCUUACGCGACCGAUGUGGACCACUCCACUAUCUUUCCGGCCGGUACGUUCGAGGCGAGGCGGGAUGUAACGGUGACCCCAUCUGGCAGUGUCGCCGACGGUUGCUUCUUCAACGCCAACGACACUCGCCUUGACAACGCCACAAACUCAUCGUGGGCCACCUCUUCCGAGGGCCAAAUUGCGGCAGUCGAGUCCGGAAAUUUGUACAGUCCAGUAACGGCGUCGAUCUCGAACAUCACGGCAUGCGGCGUCAGCUACCUCCUGAAUCAGAGCCUCGGAAUCGAUGCGAAUACCGACUAUCGGCCGUACCGGGAUAUCGCCCUCAGUUCCAUGUGGUCGUGGGCGCCCGGAGAGCCGCGGAAUGUCACCAACCGGGCAGCCGACGCGCAGCUGCUGCGUUGUGCCACGAUGCGCGCGGCCAAUAACGGCCGAUGGGUCCUCACCGACUGCACCGAAAAGUAUCACAUGGCCUGCCGUGUGCCCAGCGAGCCCUAUACGUGGCGCAUUUCCAAUUCGAGCGCCGCGUACAACGACGGCGAGACGCGCUGCCCGGAAGGGACCUACUUUGACGUGCCCCGCACCGCGCUCGAAAACACGUACCUGCUGUCGGCGCUGCGGGAGAGUGCAGCCGCGGACCCAGAAGCCUUCGACCUGGACCUCGCGCUCUGGAUUGACUUUAACAGUCUCGACACGCCGGGUUGCUGGGUGGUGGGCGCGACGACGAGAUGCUACUACAACGAGCAAGGCGAGGAGGCCGAGAGCCGGCUCGUCAUCGUGCCCACGGUCGCAGCCGUCAUAGUCUUCGUGCUGGCUGCACUGACCGUGUUUGUCAAGUGCGCAGCGAACAGACAGACAUCGCGGCGCGGGCGACGCAGGAAGGGCGACGAGGGCUGGGAUUACGAGGGCGUGCCGUCGUGA
Messenger RNA from Aplosporella prunicola CBS 121167, 1971 nucleotides. RefSeq lists its product as uncharacterized. The transcript is spliced from 2 exons. Bases 1 to 1971 code for a protein of 656 amino acids. The record is from RefSeq and is a predicted model, not a curated record. NCBI's taxonomy places the organism in Eukaryota, Fungi, Ascomycota, Dothideomycetes, Botryosphaeriales, Aplosporellaceae.